CAUAGCGACAUUGGUCAAAAGCAGAACGAUCGGGCGAGCAAAGUGACAAACAUGUGGUGGAUGCGAAAACUGGCCAAAAAUGUGGGACUGGCUCGCCUCAAGCACACCACUAGCAGUGGCAACAGCACUGAUCAAAGUUUGGCCAUCAUUGGCGUACCCUUUGCCAAGGGUCAGUCGAAGCAGGGCGUGGAACUGGCACCCGAUUUGUUGCGCCAGCGAAAUCUUACACAAGUCCUCCAAAGUGUGGAUGAUCGGCUGGUAAUCAACGACUAUGGUAAUCUGAAGUAUUCCGUCGAUGAGCGGCUUCUAAAGCAGCAGCGCGAGCACUAUAGCCACAUAAGAAACUAUGCGGACUUCAUGGCCUGCAACCGGGCCCUGAUCGGGCAGGUGCAGAAGAUGUUGGAGCAGAACUCGCAGUUUCUGACCAUUGGUGGAGACCAUGCCAUUGGCUUUGGUUCGGUGGCCGGACAUUUGCAGCAUACGCCGAAUUUGUCGCUCGUCUGGAUCGAUGCACACGCGGACAUCAAUCUGCACAACACCUCCCAGUCCGGCAAUAUACACGGCAUGCCCGUAUCCUUUCUGCUGGAGCAGUUGCGGGGCACUUGGCAACAUGCUGGGCUCGACGAGAUCGCGCCGAACUGUUUGCCGAAGGAUCAGUUGGUUUACAUUGGGCUGCGGGACGUUGACCCCUACGAGGCGUUCAUAAUGAACAAAAUUGGUAUACGCGCCUAUGCCAUGGAUUCGAUUGAUCGAGUUGGUGUGCCGAAGAUUAUUGAGAUGACGCUGGACGCACUAAAUCCACAAAACAAGAUCCAUGUGAGCUUCGACAUUGAUGCACUGGACAGCCAUGUGGCACCCAGCACGGGAACUGCAGUCCGUGGGGGUCUCACAUUGCGUGAGGGCAUCAGCAUUGUGGAGGCACUGCGUGACACGAAACGGGUGCAAGGUGUCGAUCUGGUCGAAAUAAAUCCGAAGCUGGGCAGCGAGCACGAUGUGCGCACCACCGUAGAUUCGGGCCUGGAGAUACUGAAAAGCAUGUUUGGCUAUCGACGCUCCGGGGCUUGGAGCAACAUCGACACUGGCAUAUUGGGAUAGUUUAAGGGGGCGAAGGUCGGGGCGUGUUCACUUAAAUCGCACAUCGCUUGGCAUAUAUUUAUGUACAACUUUAUGCUUAAUAUUAAAUUAGAUUACAUACAUACGUACAAUAAUAAAAAUGAAAUCAAAUGAGAGAAACCAA
Scaptodrosophila lebanonensis is the source of this 1237-nucleotide messenger RNA. RefSeq names its product arginase-1 (gene arg). The transcript is spliced from 5 exons. The record is from RefSeq and is a predicted model, not a curated record. Gene Ontology annotation, molecular function: manganese ion binding; arginase activity. NCBI's taxonomy places the organism in Eukaryota, Metazoa, Arthropoda, Insecta, Diptera, Drosophilidae. Gene Ontology annotation, cellular component: cytosol; cytoplasm; nucleus. The coding region runs from base 52 to 1095 and encodes 347 amino acids.